UCUAUGAUCGAGGCGGCGUUUCUUCAUCUUCCUGGCUGGCUAUUGCCGACACACACAGAUAUGGCUCACAAAAUUGCCCAUAUUAUUAACUUUAUUGGAAUUACUCUUGCUUUAAUUGAAAUGACGAAUGCUCUUCCCGUGCCGGGAUCCCUUCAACUGGAUUCUUUGAUUUUUGACAAGGUCAUUCGUCACUUCAAAGCUGUCUUGGUCAAGUUUGACGAAUCCUAUCCAUAUGGAGAGAAACAGGAAGAGUACAAGAAGAUUGCAGCCAGGGGCAGCUCUCAGCCUGACCUCAUUAUAGCUGAGGUUGGGAUUUCAGACUACUCAGAUAAUGGGAAUAAAGACUUAGCAGAGCGCUUCAGUGUCACCAAGGAGGAUAGGCCCGCCUACAAGCUCUUCCUUCAGGGGGAGGAGAAGCCCAUCGACUAUGAGGGUGAGGUCAAAAGCAGCAGCAUCUUGGAGUUUGUCCGGGAACGUUCGGGCCUCUGGAUCGGGCUGGAGGGCUGUUUGCAGAGCUUCGACAAGCUGGCCGAGGAGUUUGUGGCAGCAGGAGGGGAGACGGAGCGAAAGAGAGCCCUGGAGGCAACCCGAGCAGAGAAGGAGAAGCUGACGAGCGAGGAGGAGAGGAAAUCUGCAGAUGUCUACAUCAAGGUGAUGGAAAAGAUACUGGAGAAGGGCGAGGGCUUUGCCAUGACAGAGACAGUGAGAAUCAAGAAACUUGUGACGGAGAAAUUGACAGCCAAUAAAAGGAAAGUGUUUGAAGCUAAACUGAAUAUCCUGUUGUCUUUCAAGCCCUCAGCAAACAAAAAGGAGGAACUUUGAUGGGAAUGUUUUUACACAAACCAAAGUUGAGCCAUUCAAUUAUCAGGAAAUAAAUCAGAAUGAAAAAAAUGCACAGAUACCAUUCAUUUUCUCAUACAAUGUUUGUGAUUCGUCUUUCAAGGUGCAGAACAGGCAUUCCUUUUUUUGGGGGGGGGAAAGGGUUUGUUUGCUUUAUUCCUUUUUUUCUUGUCAUAUUUUGGACAAAAAAACAGCCAUAUCACCUUGAAGUAUGGCACGAUUAGUGCAUGAGGCAAAGGCCUUCCAUGAAGACAGAUGCCUUGAUGAUGUAAAAAAUAAUCAUUCAUUGGUCAUGAAAGUGCCUGGCUAAAGUACAGAACAAAGCAAGGGGUGCGGUGCAUGUGAAGGAUAUUCAACAUUAUACAGAUGGGCAGAAUCAGAUUUUUCAAGUUGUAUGUUUUUAAUUGUAUAAUAGGAUCCAACUGAAUCUGUUGGUUUAGAAUUAUCAAAUUGAAAAAGAUGCUGGUCUCAUGAAACCCUGUUCUUUUGUGGGGUAAAUAUAUACAGGUACAUGAGAAACGAGCAAUAACAUGGGCUUAAUAUUGGCUGGAUUCCAACUGUGUGUAAACAUCGGGCAAGUUUGAGCUACAACCGUGGCUCAGCAUUGUCCAAAUGAUGGAUGGUUUAGACCAUCAACCACCCAAAAUCUAGACCUGUCUUGAUGCCAAGUCUGUAACCAAUGUGGUUUUGUUCCCCACGUGCAAUAUUACUGUGGUCCAUGAACCAAAUAGCAACUCCUUUGAGCCAAGACUAAGCACUUACCAUGGUAACCAGAGACUGUGCAAUCUGAGGGGAUCACAUCCCCUUACUUGUUCUCUUUCCUGUUUUCCGUGUGUGUCAGUUAUUCUUGCGUUCUCUUUUCAUUUAUCAUUUGAUCAAGUGGUUUUUGGGGUUGUGAGCGUUUAAGGGACUUUGUCAGUUUUACUAUGAAAAUUUAUGGAUAGUUCCAUACUGGCAUAUGUGUCAGUCCCCCUAUAUCUAUGCUGUCCAGUAUCUAGGCACUCACCUCAGAGUUAACAUUUUACAAAUGUAUGUGUUGCCAGCAGUCACUCUAAUUUCUGUUCAGAUGUUCUGUCCAGAACCCCGAGCGUACCCAACCUGACAAAUCAGUCACAAGUUGCUGGAGCAUUUUUUGAGUGAAAGGCCUUUGUUGUGAGAAUCUUGCACCACGUUAACCAAUAGGAACCCUCAAACAGUUUUCACCCAUAUUUCCCAUUUGCAUCAGGAUGCCGAAAUAGUUGUUACAUCAAAACAAAGGACUAAAUUUGCCCUGUCUUGGACAAAAAGAAUUGCAAAAAAUGUGGCCUUAAGAUUCAUUCUGUUGAAUCCACUCACAGAUGAUCAAUUCGGUCCUGAACCAUAGUUAAUGUAUGAAAUAAACAGUAAUUUUUAAAGCAAAUUUACUAUAUAUAUACAAAUACAACAGUUUCUUCUUCAAUCCCAAAAAGUUCAGCAAGUCCCCAUGUUUUAUUGUUUGCCUGCUGUUGUCUUGGCAUGUACCUUGUGUAAUUUUAUCACGAUUUAUUAAAAUUUAUUAAUUCAGUGAAGGGUUACAGUAUUACAAGAGGGGUCCAUUUUGUAAUUUUUUAAGUUCAGUGUUAAUUUGUCAAUUGAUUGUCAGAUUUGAAUAAAACUAGCGAUUGAUCCAUUUUUAA
Molecule: messenger RNA, 2495 nt
Organism: Acanthaster planci (crown-of-thorns starfish)
Lineage: Eukaryota; Metazoa; Echinodermata; Asteroidea; Valvatida; Acanthasteridae
Product: endoplasmic reticulum resident protein 29-like
Biological process (GO): protein secretion
Cellular component (GO): endoplasmic reticulum; endoplasmic reticulum lumen
Source: RefSeq, a predicted model, not a curated record